Megachile rotundata (alfalfa leafcutting bee) is the source of this 2478-nucleotide messenger RNA. Its product is annotated as TNF-receptor-associated factor 6. The record is from RefSeq and is a predicted model, not a curated record. Gene Ontology annotation, cellular component: plasma membrane signaling receptor complex. NCBI's taxonomy places the organism in Eukaryota, Metazoa, Arthropoda, Insecta, Hymenoptera, Megachilidae. Gene Ontology annotation, biological process: lipopolysaccharide-mediated signaling pathway; innate immune response; regulation of canonical NF-kappaB signal transduction. Gene Ontology annotation, molecular function: protein binding; metal ion binding; ubiquitin protein ligase activity.
UUUGCAUCAGAAUAAACAAAAGUAGUAAAAAAUGAAAAAUCAAAACCACAAUUACGUGAGUGUAACCAUCAAAGUGUUUAAUUCACGUGAUCGAAGUUAAAGUUUAUUCCUAGUCAGCAGUUGCUUUAUGAAAUCUGCGAUGUUCUUUCCAAAGAAACUGUUACACAAAUAAAGUAGCGCGCUUUAAAAAUAAUACUGCUGAUACCAUCUAACAAUGAACGUCAAAAUCAAUGCUGGCGCGGAAAUGUUCAAGAUUAUGAAUUCUUAAUGGCGCGAAAUGCACCCACUAACGGAACGGUAUGCGCCUGACGUGUAAGCCGCAGUGAAGGUAUUAAAAUAACAAAGUUAACCUCUACGCCUCCGCCUAGAAAAGAAUCAGUAUUAUUAUGUUUCUCUUCCUAAAUACUGUGCAAAUGUGAUACAUAAAGUUUCUAUGGAUCUUUAAAAACAACAAAAAUAACUCAGGCGAACAAAAUACUUGAUCUAUUUGAAAUGUAUUUAUAUUGGAAGAGUUAUCUAAGAAAAUCUUCGAACUUUAUCGAAUGAAACAUAGAAUUUGGAAAUAUAAAUGUGCAUCUUUAAACAUACAGUGAGCGUAAAAUGGCUUAUAAAGUUAUAAUUGCAAUACAGGUUUUAUUGCUCGUCAUAUGUAUAAUAAAUGUUUAAAUUGUACUAAAACAAAAUAAAAGUACAUCUUUCAUGCAGUAAUUUAUGUUUGUUCAGCCUUAACUAAUAUUUAAGCUUGAAACAUAUAUAAAUAAGAGUUCUGCAUGAAUACCUCUUAUUUAUAAUCAUAUACAAAUAAUGGCCAAAUCAAGCAAUCCUAAAGAAAGCGUUAAAGUUGCAGAAGAAAAUGUUCUUUGUGGUGAUAGUGCAAAAGAAUACCUUGAGCCUAGAUUCGAGUGUCCUAUUUGUUUAACUUGGCUACGUGAUCCAGUUUUAACAUCUUGUGGUCAUAAAUUCUGUUCGCAAUGUAUAUACACUUGGCUUCAAAAGGAAGGUGCAUGUUGUCCAGUUGAUAGCAAACCAUUAAAAUCUGAAAGUGAUUUGUUCAGAGAUUUGUAUACGAGCAGAGAAAUAUCACAACAACGUAUGCAUUGUCCUUAUCAACAGUUUGGUUGUGAAGUUAAUUUAUCUCCAGUGGAUAUGGAGUCACAUAUAAGUCAGUGCAUGUUUAAAGGACAACUUUCAAAUUCAGAGACUAUGCACUGUCACUUUAAAAAUGUUGGUUGCACAGAGACCUUUUGUACAGAAGAAGAUUUACAUACACAUUUAGAAAGAAAUAUAAAUCAACAUUUAACUAUGGUUGUGAAAGCAUUGCCCCAAGAAUCUGCUUCGCGAAAUAAUGUUAGCGCGCUAGUUGCUGAAUCAAAACUAUGGGAUCCACCAUCUAAAAAUGCAAGUUCUUUAGAAAAAACAGAACCAUCAUUAGAAUGGCAACAGUUGUUGAAAAAUUUGUAUGAACGAAUAGUACUGUUGGAACAACAGAAUAGAGAAUUGUCUAUAACUGUUUCUAAUCAGAAAACUCAACUUACAACUUUACAAACUUCUUUAAGAUUUAACCAAGAGGAAGUGUUUUUACGUAGUUGCAAUGGUGUUUAUAUUUGGAGAUUACAUUCCUUCCAAGAAAAACUUCACAGUAUGAUGAGUGACCCACUAAAAAUGUUUUACAGUCCUGGUUUUUAUACCAGUCUUCAUGGUUACAAAAUUUGUGCUAGAAUUAAUGUAUCUUCUAAAGAUCCUGAAUUUUUAUCACUGCUUUUACAUAUAAUGAAAUCAGAAAACGAUGACGGAUUGGAUUGGCCAUUUAAUGGAACAAUGUGCUUCAUUUUGGUACAUCCACAUAAUUGCGAAAAAGAUAUACGAGAAGUAACUUCGUCUAGGCCAAAUCUAGAAGCAUUCAGAAAACCAGUGUGUGAACUGAAUAAACGUAGUUUUGGUUACACUGAAUUCGUACGAAUUAGGGAUUUACCAGAUUUCGUACAAAAUGACAGUUUGAUUUUUAGAAUAGAAGUUCGCGUUUAUGAUAGAUUGCAAACACCGAACAUAAUAUAAUAUUAGCCAAUUUUCAGAAUUACCAGAUAUUUUAUUUGUAAUACGAUUUUAAAUUUUUUACACAAAACUUAUGUAUUAAAUAUAAACAAAUACCGUCCAAUCUUAAUGUGGUAAUUGACUUACAAAUUUUUAAUAUGAAUAUUGUUGUUCGAUACAACUGUAAAUAUUUAUGUAAAAUAACAUGACUUAUUACAUAUUAAAAUACAUGUAUGAUUUUUACAACGUCCUAUUUAGCAUUUAUCUAAUCAAAUUGAAGAAUCUCCUCGUUUUAUGGACAGAAUUUGGCACACGCGGUUGGCUAAAUAUUAAUCAUUCAAAAAGUGCAUACACAUAUUGAUAAAUUUUAGAUGGUACAAACGUUUUUGUCGAACCAGGUUCCAAAUAUAUAUUGUAUGUAGUUAUUUACAAAUAUUUUUAGAAUAU